Molecule: messenger RNA, 2647 nt
Organism: Actinia tenebrosa (Australian red waratah sea anemone)
Lineage: Eukaryota; Metazoa; Cnidaria; Anthozoa; Actiniaria; Actiniidae
Product: beta-glucuronidase
Biological process (GO): carbohydrate metabolic process
Molecular function (GO): carbohydrate binding; beta-glucuronidase activity
Source: RefSeq, a predicted model, not a curated record
GUAUCCUCCAGGCUACUUUGUUCAGAAAUACACAUUUGAUUUCUUCAACUAUGCCGGCAUUCACCGACCAGUCAAACUCUACACCACCCCCGUAGUGUACCUCUCGGACAUCACCAUAACAACAUCCUUCGAGGGCCAGACAGGAAAAGUAGAUUUUGUCAGUGUUGUUGGGGCAAUAAGUACAGUACCUAGAGAUGAUAUUUCCAUGGAAUACCAGUUGUUGGACAAAGAGGGUUUUGUUGUUGCCAGCACAGGGGGUAAGGGAUUGUUUGAAGGACAACUGACUGUUAAUAAUCCAAUACUGUGGUGGCCAAUUGGAAUGAGUAAUCAGACAGCAUACAUGUAUACCUUGAAGGUCUCCACAGUCUCCAGUUCAAAGAUGCUUGCAGACGUGUAUCGUAUACCAGUUGGUAUAAGGACUGUCAAGGUUCAAGGCACAAAGUUUUUGAUUAACAACAAGCCAUUUUACUUCAAAGGCUUUGGAAAACAUGAAGAUGCUGAUAUUCGAGGUAAAGGCCUGGAUUAUGCCAUCAUCACCAAGGACUUCAACCUCAUGAAAUGGAUGGGAGGAAACUCAUUUCGCACCAGCCAUUAUCCAUACGCAGAAGAGAUCAUGGACAUGGCAGACCAACAGGGUAUCGUGGUUAUCGAUGAAAGCCCUGGAGUUGGUAUUAAUCUAGAGAAUUAUAAUCCGGAGUCCCUGAAGCAUCACCUUGAAGUCAUGGAAGAACUUGUUCGUCGCGACAAGAACAGGCCAGCAGUAGUGAUGUGGUCAGUAGCCAAUGAACCCAGGGCUGAUAAACCAGAAGCUGCCGCGUAUUUCAAGCCUGUGUUUGAAACGACAAGACAACUGGACCCCACAAGACCUGUGACGUUUGUCACUCACUACAAGGCGUGGAAUGACCAAGUGUGUCAGUUCGUGGAUGUCAUCAUGUGCAAUCGAUAUUAUGCCUGGUACCACGACUACGGUCAAACUCAACUCAUCAGCCGUCAGCUGGAGAAAGAGCUGACAGACUGGUAUAACAAGUUUAACAAACCGGUUAUACAGGCUGAGUAUGGUGCUGAUACCGUUGCAGGCUUACAUAUGGAUCCUUCUGUGAUGUUCACUGAGGAAUAUCAGGUGGAAACGCUCCAGCAAUACUUCCCAGUCUACGACAAACUUAGGAAAGAUUUCUUCAUUGGUGAAAUGAUUUGGAACUUUGCAGAUUUCUUAACUACACAAGGAAUUACUCGAGUAGUGGGCAAUAAAAAGGGGAUCCUAACAAGAGAAAGGCAACCAAAAGCUGCCGCUUUUAUCCUUCGCCAGAGAUACCUGAAUAUUACCCUCGAACAAGCCCCGUCAGGGACUGGGGACGACCUCCUGGAUGCUCUCAUCAAAUUUGAAAGCAGAAAGCCAGCGGCUACUCCCAGUGUUUAUGGAUACCCAAACGCUUACGGCUAAACACAGGAUGCACCUAGGAUUUGACUUCGUAUUUGCAAAAUGAUUUUUCAAAUGGAGGAUUGAAGGAUAUUAUUUCCCCAGGGGAUAGGGGUGGGGAUAGAAAGGACUGCCAUGUUUGCUGAUAUGACAAAAGAAAGAGAAAAAAUCUUAAAAUCCGACUAAAAACAUCAGCAUCAAAUAUUUUCCCCCUCCAUUAGGCCAUGUUUACGAUGAAGAGCUUGGUGCUGAGGACAAGUUUUUUGUUUUCCUUCGGCUCCAGGUGACACCAGAAACCAGAACUAACCCUAGCAGUAGGUUCACCCUACCUUCUGAGAGACUAUUCACAUGAAGGUAUUAUGACCCUGGUGCUAGGGACAAGUCGGUUGUUUUACCUUUAAGGUGACCAGAAACCAGAACUAGCCCUAGCAAUAGGGUCACCCUACCUUCUGAGAGACUAUUAACAUGAAGGUAGUAUGACCCUGGUGCUAGGGACAAGUAUUUUGUUUUUCUUUUCCAGGGAAACCAAAAAAUAUAUAUUAAUCCAUCUGAGCAGUAGCUUCACCUACCUUCACGUAAACGUGGCCUUAGUUGCGGCUGAACUCUAUUAGCUCUCUUUAUUUUGCCUAUAAACUUAUCCAAAUUCACAAACUGUUUUCAGUCCUUUGGACUAUAAAAGAGAUAAGCAUGCAUAUGGUUAUCACACUUUGUUCCAGGGGCGUGGUCCGGAUCUGAUGCACCUAUUUCAGACUCGUACCCAGUCGUCAUUUGUUUCACGCUUUUUUUUUUCUUUGCGCGCGGUGACUUCGGGGACUCACUAAAUCUUUCCCAUCAACCACAGCGUGAAAUCAAUAAGACAAGAGAAGCGACUGGGUACGAGUCUGCACCUAUUUCAAAAAACGUCGGUCGGAGAUCUGAAAUGGCUAUGAGCCAUCUCAGACAAUUUCAUUAUGUUUUCUGGAUAAAAUACGCAAAAUCACAUUUCUGACUUAAAGGUCAUAUGCUCCAUACUCCAAUCUAAAUAAAAAGAAACUAUUCGGUCUUAGACGUUUUUUUGAAAUCGAUAUACGGAUGUGACUUGAGCAACUGUAGAAUUGUAUUGAUGUAUACGCGUAUUAUCCAUUCAUAUCAUUUUGUACUUUAAUAACAUGCCGAGUUAAAUAGUCCAAUAUAAGUAAUAAUUUAGUACAAGAAAAGGGAAAUUUUCUAAAUAAAAAUGUUUAACAAAUA